Epithele typhae is the source of this 1437-nucleotide messenger RNA. RefSeq lists its product as uncharacterized. The transcript has 7 exons. The annotation marks the transcript as partial. The record is from RefSeq and is a predicted model, not a curated record. Lineage: Eukaryota; Fungi; Basidiomycota; Agaricomycetes; Polyporales; Epitheliaceae.
AUGCCACGACUACAAGUCCUCGCGGGUCCCUCCGUGGACGACCUCACCCCCGUAAACGUGAACUCAGGCAUACCUGUGAAGAUCUCGACGGACUCCUUCGAGGGCGAAGUCGCAAUCUUCAUCAAAGGCCUCGAAGACCCCGACACAGGCGUCGCCCGCGAAACCGACUACUUUCGCAAACGCAGCGGCGUGACUUGGAGCAUCCAGGUGCAAGGCCGCUUCCUGCGCGAGUAUUCCGCAGACGACCUGCUGUUCGGGAACAUCUUCGACCGCCCGUUCAAGCUCCCUUGGGGCUUCAGCGCAGCGUUGAAGUUCAUGAACUUCAUCGACCCCACGCUCGAGCACGACCUCGCAUCGCGCAAGAAGCCAUGGGCGCUCUCGCCUCUCGUUGCGACGAUGCCCUAUAUGCAGCACCGACGUAGGAUGGCAACGGGCGCGCCCGCGUUCCCACCCAAGGAGCCCAUCCUGGACGACGUGUCGCAGCUGCGCACGACGCCGGGGGCGACGGCGCGGGCGGCGAAGCCAAAGGAGACUCCGUCGAAGCGGAGGGGCUACUUCGCGAACGCGCUGCGGAGGCAGGAGGUCGUGUUUGGGCCCGAUGACGUCGUCACGACCGACUUCUGCUACGACUUCCUCCAGUUCCGGCACGAGGGGGUGACGCUCCGCUUGCCUGGGGGGAUCUCGAUCGACCUGAUGCGCUACUGGGACGGCCAGCCGGUGCGGUUCGUCUGCUGCGAGCGGCUGCCCAAGGGCGAGCGCACGCCCGACAGACCGUGGGGCCGGGUGUUGUGGUGCGUGGUGAUCGAGCCCGCCGAGGACGGCGCGGAGGGGGCGAGCGUGCGCGAGAAGGCGCGCUCGCAGGAGAGCAUCGGCACCUUCGCGUCGUCGUCGUCGUCGUCGUCGGGGAGCGCGGGGGCGAUCGACUGGUACUACUUACGCCACUUGCCUCUGCCCCUCAUGUUCCUCCACGGGUACCAGAUCUGGAUAUCCGACGACAAGGGAAAGGUCAUCCCUGAGUUUCAAGUUCACAACGAGGGCAACACCACCACAUGCUUCAUCCCAAGCGAGAGCGGAAAGCGCUUCACUGUCCGCUGGGAGGACCACAACGGUCGCGACGGGCACCAUUUCAGCCUCCGCACCUUCCUCGACGGGCGUCCCGCCGGGAAGACACACAACCCUCCGGGAGCGAUAGGACGGAGACGAGGCAUCAGCACCCAGUCUGCGGACACGUACCAGCCGUUCCAGUUUGCGGACCUCCAGACCACGGACGACGAGGACGCGCCCUGGGCCGGGGGCGCGGGCGACGCGCUCGGGACGAUCGAGGCCCGCGUCAUCCACGUCCACGGGGACGCCCGCAAGGUGUCCUACAGGCCCGCGGAGUUCGCGCCCGUCGGCACCGUGCACGAGCGCAGCAAGAAAGUGGGCGGCCACUGCGUC